Molecule: messenger RNA, 816 nt
Organism: Alternaria metachromatica
Lineage: Eukaryota; Fungi; Ascomycota; Dothideomycetes; Pleosporales; Pleosporaceae
Exons: 3
Coding region: 1-816 (271 amino acids)
Cellular component (GO): intracellular anatomical structure
Molecular function (GO): oxidoreductase activity, acting on NAD(P)H, oxygen as acceptor
Source: RefSeq, a predicted model, not a curated record
AUGGCAGGAGACGCAGAAGACCGCGCCGCGCUCGUCAACCGACAGCUCCCAGAGAUGACCCUGUCAACAGCAGACAACCCUCUCACAGCACCCAAGCCACCACCAGAGAACUUGUCUACGGCAGAGAGAGCGCAGUAUAGGUUCCAGGUCAAGGGCAAUGCGAUCAUCACCGGUGGCGCCGGCACCCUCGCCCUCGAAGCCGCAGCCGCCCUCCUCGAACACGGCGCCACGGGCCUCGCCCUCUGGGACAUGAACCCCGACCAAGCCUUCGAAAGCGUCAAGAAACUGCACUCCAAGUUCCCCCACGCGCGCAUCAUAACCGAAGCCGUCGACGUACGCGACGAGAAAGCCAUUGCUUCAGCCGUAGAAAGCACUGUCAAGGUACUCGGUAGCAUAGACAUGCUCUGCUGUUUCGCCGGCGUCGUAGGCUGCACACAUGCGAUUGAGAUGGCGGCGGAUGAAUGGCGGCGCACCCACGAUAUCAAUCUUACGGGGUCGUUCUUGUGUGCACAGGCUGUUGCGAAGCAAUUCCGUGCGCAGGGGACGGGGGGUAGUCACCAUCUCUUCCACACAAUGGACAGCAACGGCCCCGGCUCCCCCCGUGCAAUCGCCAACUUCAUCAUCACCAAGCUCACCGACGCCACGAUUUACGUCCAGGAUCUUAUCGAGGCGCGGGCGGAAGAGGAGCGGCGCCGUGUCCAAGAGGAGAGCGACGCGAUAUCGAGGGAGGCGCGCAGGCGCGUUAUGGAGUAUGGAGAUGCGGAUGAGUCGUUGAUGGGGGAUCGGGAGGCGGAGGAGGGGAGGAGGAGGACGUAG